AUGUUCAAACCCGGGGGGACUUGUGCUACAGGAGGUUACUGGAGUGUCGAGUGCCCGGCUCCCGUUUCCAGCAAGAUGCCUUAUUUUGCAAAACUCCUUUUAUUAAUCUUUUGCUUAGUUCUUCUUGUGGAGAGCAGAAAGCACAGGAGGAGGAGGUGGACAAGCCAGCUGGAGGUGCAGAGGGCAAGCUACGUCUAUAAGAAGAAUCAUGACGUGACCAAAACCUGGAGAGGAAAGACAGAGCGGCUUCUCAGAGUAGACAACCAUGACUUCACCAUGCGGCCAGCUUUUGGAGGCCCUGCAAUUCCUGUUGGGGUGGAUGUGCAAGUUGAAAGCUUGGACAGUAUUUCUGAGGUUGACAUGGAUUUCACUAUGACUCUGUACUUAAGGCACUACUGGAAGGAUGAGCGUCUCUCAUUUCCCAGUACCACCAACAAGAGCAUGACCUUCGAUGGCAGGCUGGUGAGGAAGAUCUGGGUCCCUGACGUCUUCUUUGUGCACUCCAAAAGGUCCUUCAUUCAUGACACCACCACAGACAACAUCAUGCUGCGAGUGUUCCCUGACGGUCAUGUCCUCUACAGCAUGAGGGUCACAGUGACAUCAAUGUGUAACAUGGACUUCAGCCGCUUCCCGCUGGACUCUCAGACGUGUUCUCUGGAGCUGGAAAGCUAUGCUUACACUGAUGAAGACCUGAUGCUGUAUUGGAAAAAUGGGAAUGAAUCUCUGAAAACCGAUGAGAAGAUUUCUUUGUCUCGGUUUUUAAUACAAAAAUUCCACACUACAUCGAGACUGGCUUUCUACAGUAGCACAGGAUUUUUCAAUCGCCUCUACAUAAACUUCCCUUUCCCCCGCCACAUCUUCUUCUUCUUGCUCCAAACCUACUUCCCCGCCACCCUCAUGGUCAUUUUGUCCUGGGUGUCUUUCUGGAUCGAUCGUCGAGCAGUUCCUGCCAGAGUCUCUUUGGGGAUAACCACCGUGCUGACCAUGUCCACGAUCAUCACUGGGGUGAACGCCUCCAUGCCCCGUGUUUCCUACAUCAAAGCAGUGGACAUUUACCUGUGGGUCAGUUUUGUGUUUGUCUUCCUCUCGGUACUGGAAUACGCAGCAGUGAAUUACCUGACUACGGUGCAAGAGCGGAAGGAGAGGAAACUUCGGGACAGGUUUUCAUGUACAUGUGGAAUACCUCAUUCGAAAACUAUGAUGCUGGAUGGAAACUACAGUGAGUUUGAUGCCAACAGCCUGGCAGGAUAUACAAGAAACCAGAUGGUCUCAGAGGAAGAAAAACAAGAAAAGAUGGUUGUGCACUUAGCUAUGAGCAAUGAAUCCAAUUCACCAAGGAAGAGAGGUCUGAAGGGCCAUAUGGGCUUGCGCAUCAUCCAGAACACUCAUGCAAUUGAUAAAUAUUCAAGAAUAAUAUUUCCAGGCACCUAUAUAUUUUUUAAUUUGAUAUAUUGGUCUGUCUUUAGCUAA
Messenger RNA from Antrostomus carolinensis (chuck-will's-widow), 1470 nucleotides. It is a transcript of the gene GABRR2, whose product is annotated as gamma-aminobutyric acid type A receptor subunit rho2. NCBI's taxonomy places the organism in Eukaryota, Metazoa, Chordata, Aves, Caprimulgiformes, Caprimulgidae. Gene Ontology annotation, biological process: monoatomic ion transmembrane transport. Gene Ontology annotation, cellular component: membrane. Gene Ontology annotation, molecular function: extracellular ligand-gated monoatomic ion channel activity; GABA-A receptor activity. The record is from RefSeq and is a predicted model, not a curated record. The transcript is spliced from 9 exons. Bases 1 to 1470 code for a protein of 489 amino acids.